Messenger RNA from Paramecium octaurelia, 1015 nucleotides. The record is from the annotation of a GenBank genome assembly. Lineage: Eukaryota; Ciliophora; Oligohymenophorea; Peniculida; Parameciidae.
UAUGGGGAAUGCCUGUAGAUGCAAUUAACACUCAGAUAUAAUUAACGAGGAGCAAGAAUCGAAUAAUCCAGAGGUAUAUCAAGCUAAAACUGACAACCCAGAGGAUGACAAAUGCGAGCAAUAGCAAUAGCUUUCAAAAUGGCGAAACAUUUAAGAAGGUUUAAUUUACAAUCUAAUUGAGAUGAUAACCUACCACUUCCGGAGUUUAGGGAAGAAGUAGCAAAAUCUAAUAAUGGAAGCCGAAUUCAAUUGUCUCCUGUAACAAUGAAAUCAGGGAAUAUGUAGAGUUUAUGAACUAGCUUAGUUAUGAGGGAGAAUGGCUGAAUUAGUAAAAGGAUGGCAAAGGGAAGUUCACUUGGAAGGAUGGCAGUUACUUUGAAGGAGAUUUUGUAUAGGAUAAAGCAUAGGGAAUAGGAAAAUUAGUGCAUGUCAAUGGGGAUUCAUACGAAGGAGAAUGGAAGAAUGAUAUGGCUCAUGGUCAUGGGGUUUUCAAUCAUUUUAGAGGAGUUAAAUAUGCAGGAUAAUGGAAAUAUGAUCUUUAGGAUGGAGAAGGACAAGAAACAUGGCCUGAUGGUACUGAAUAUAAGGGAACAUACAAAGAGGGGAAGAGACAUGGACAAGGACAUAUGCAAUUUUAGGAUGGUUCUAAGUAUGAAGGAAACUUUGAGAAUAACGAAAUCUGUGGAUUUGGCUGUUAUACUUGGAAAGAUGGUAAGCAAUACAAGGGAUAAUGGUUGAAUAAUAAAAUGCAUGGUAUUUUGAAUUAUCGAAUAUCUUAAAGGUCAGGGAGAAUGUAUUUGGAAGGAUGGAAAAAGUUAUAAGGGAGAAUAUGCAGAUGAUAAAAAGAAUGGGUAUGGAGUAUUCACUUGGGCCAGUGGAAAAAGAUAUGAGGGAUAUUGGCAGGAUGGCAAAUAACAUGGAGAGGGAAUUAUAAUUAAUGCAGAAGGAGUUAGAAGAGAAGGAUAAUGGGAGUAUGGAAAACCAAAGAAUUUAGAUUGAUUUAUUUGUAUCUAUG